Insectozyma verbasci is the source of this 948-nucleotide messenger RNA. Lineage: Eukaryota; Fungi; Ascomycota; Pichiomycetes; Serinales; Debaryomycetaceae. The record is from the annotation of a GenBank genome assembly.
AUGUAUUUUUUAAUCAGAUAUAUAAUUGAUAUAUUAUACUUUUUAAAUCAAAAGUUUCGGUUAAUUUCAGAUUUAAUAGUUGGUAUUUAUUUCCAACCCAAAUUUGAUAUUGUUUUAAUAACUGGUGGAUCAAAUGGAUUAGGUAAAGAAUUAGUUUCAAUUUUAGCCGCCAAAAGUACUAAAAUUGUAGUUUUAGAUAUAAAUUUGCCAGAAGAACCAAAUAAGUAUGAGAAUGUACAUUAUUAUCAAUGCGAUGUAUCUGAUAGGCAUCAAAUAUUUGAAGUUCAGAAGCUUAUAAAAAAGGAAAUUGGAAUUAUAACAGUUUUAAUUAAUAAUGCAGGUAUUUCACACGGAAAAACAAUUUUAGAUUUAUCGUUUAAUGAAAUUGAACAAACUAUUCAAACAAAUCUUCUAUCAUCAUUUUAUACAAUUAAAACUUUUUUACCAGAUAUGUUGGCCAAAAAACGUGGUUAUAUAAUUACAAUUGCUUCUAUUUUAGGUUAUAUGUCUCCUGCAAGAUUAUCAGCUUAUGGAGCUAGUAAAUCUGGUUUAAUUGCAUUACAUGAAUCAUUAACUUAUGAAUUGGGACCACCAAGUUUAAAUCCAUAUGGUAUUAAAACAUUAUUAGUUUGUCCUGGUCAAUUAAAAACUAAAAUGUUUGAAAAUGUUAAAACUCCAAGUACGAUAUUAGCUCCCGAAUUAGAACCAAAAUUUGUUGCUUCUUAUGUUAUUAAAUCCAUUGAACAAGGUAGAAGAGGUGAAAUUAAAUUACCAAUGUAUGGGAAAUUAAUACCAAUUUUUAGAGCUUUUCCAUGGCCAUUAGUUGAAAUUACAAGAAAAUUUUCUGGAAUAGAUAAAAGUAUUAAAAGAAUAGCAAAUAGUGUUACUUCUAGUGUUUCUUCAUUAAUUGGUUCUGCAAGAACUCAAGAUUCAGAUAUACAAAUUUAA